AUGCACCAUCGUCUUCAUCCCGGAUUUUUAGCAAAGUAUGCUCUCGGAGAAGAACUCGGCAGCGGUGGAUUUGGGUUUGUUGUAUCCGCCCACGAACGUCGUACUGGUAUCGAACGUGCUGUCAAAUUUAUCUUUCGCCACAAGGUGCCUGCUCAUGCUUGGGUGCGUGACAUCGAAGAAGGUCCUAUCCCAAUGGAAAUAUAUGUCCUGAAGAACGUCCGACACCCUGGAAUUAUUGGAUACGUAGACUCAUACCAAGACGAAUCCUUCUUUUACCUUGUAAUGGAGCUCCAUGGUACUCAAUGGUCUUCUCCUCUUGAAACCGAAGCAUUUCCUGGCGGUGUACCCCAUUCGCCUGCUCUGUCUCAGACCUCCGAAGACUCCUACACAUCUUCAAUUGAUUCGCCAAUUGAAGAAUAUCCUACCCGGGUCUUUACUCGACGUACCUCAUGCGAUUUGUUUGAGUGCAUAGAGCGUCAUCACAAUUUUGAAGAAUCUCUAGCCAAGGAUAUUUUCCGCCAGAUUAUCGAAUGUGUUGCUCAUCUCGAUUCGUUCGGCAUAUGUCACCGCGAUAUCAAGGACGAGAAUAUUGUGAUUGAUGAUCGGUACAAGGUUAAGCUGAUUGACUUUGGCUCAGCCGUUAUCCUGCCUCGACACUACGGCCAGAACAAGCCAUGUCUUUUCAACAAGUUUUAUGGAACCAUCUCCUUUGCUUCUCCAGAAAUCUUAAUGCGACAGAUGUACCGUGCUGAACCUGCCGAGAUCUGGUCUCUCGGUGUUCUUUUGUACACAAUAUUAUUCGGUGAGGUGCCAUUCCAUGACCCUCAGAUGGCUAUCUCGGGUCGAUUUGCCCAACCCAAAAUUAAAGUCUCCUCUAAAUGUCUCCACCUUGUCUCGUGUAUGCUGGAACGUUCACCUGAUAAAAGACCCAGCAUUCAUCAAAUUCUCACCCACCCAUGGUUCCGUGACUAA
This is a messenger RNA of Phycomyces blakesleeanus NRRL 1555(-), 972 nucleotides long. RefSeq lists its product as hypothetical. The record is from RefSeq and is a predicted model, not a curated record. Gene Ontology annotation, biological process: protein phosphorylation; negative regulation of glycogen biosynthetic process; intracellular signal transduction. Bases 1 to 972 code for a protein of 323 amino acids. Gene Ontology annotation, molecular function: ATP binding; protein serine/threonine kinase activity. The transcript has a single exon. Gene Ontology annotation, cellular component: cytosol; cytoplasm; nucleus. Lineage: Eukaryota; Fungi; Mucoromycota; Mucoromycetes; Mucorales; Phycomycetaceae.